AUGCACUAUGUUUCGCAUCCAUACUACGCUGCUGGGUAUGUCCCUCCUGUGGCUUCUGCUUCGGCAGCUCAAACAACGUGGAGCGAACACACAUCUCACGAUGGCAGGAAAUAUUACUUUAACAAUUUAACCAAAGUUACCACAUGGGAGAAACCUGACGAGCUAAAGUCUGCAUCGGAAAAGCUUCUAGCUGUCUGUCCAUGGAAGGAGUUUAAGUCGGAUUCGGGUAAAGCGUACUACUAUAACUCUGAAACCAAGGAGUCUGUUUGGACGAAGCCACUGGACCUUAUCGAUGCGGAGCAGCGUGCUUUAGCAGCGUCAACAAAACCAAACGCAUUGCCAGUUUUAUCAAAUACUGUUGUAUCCGGCACACCUAUUACACCAUCCACUCCUGCCGAGGAGCUAAAGCCCAGUGAGCCCUCUGAACUGGAAAGAGCAAUGAAAGCUACGCUGGAAUCUUUUGGCAAUGAGGCUCCAGAAUCAACUCUAAUUCCCCUUCCACCCUGUGAGCAAAGUUCUGUAGAAGCGGUGACCGUUCCUGAAUACAAAACUCGAGGAGAAAUGGCAGAGGGAUUGCGCCGGCUUUUUCGAGAGAAGAAGGUGCCUGGCAAUGCUACAUGGGAACAAGCUCUGAAACUUAUAGGUGAUGAUCCACGGUACAGUGUUCUUAAGAACUUUGUUGAAAAGAAACAGAUUUUUAAUGUCUACAAGUCACAACGUCAAAAGGAGGAGCGAGAGGAACAGCGUAUGCUUAUGAAGCAGGCGAAGGAAAACUUGGAGAAAUAUCUGCUUCAAACUAAAGAGAUUCACUCAACUAUGUCAUAUAGGAAGGUCGAUCAAGUUCUGUCAGAUGUGCCUGAGUGGAAUAGUGUCCCAGAACAUGAUCGUCGCAUUUUGCUCUCUGAUGCAAUGCAGGAGAUCGCUAAACGUGAAAAAGAGGACUCUAAGUCUCUCAGAAAAAGAAAUAUAAGGGUUUUCAAUGAUAUCCUAAGCAACAUGCAAAACUUGACUUACAGAACAACUUGGAGCGAGGCACAGCAAAUGCUCCUAGACGACCCCAGGUUUACUGACGACAAGGAAUUGCAGAGUUUGGAUAAGGAGGAUGCGCUGAUCCGGUUUGAAGAGCAUAUACGAAUGCUUGAAAGGGAGCAUGAUGAGGAAAAAGAGCGGGAAAAGCGAAAGCAGAAGCGAAUUCAAAGAAAAAAUCGCGAAGCUUUUACUGUUCUUCUUGAUGAGCUAAGGGAGCACCAAUUUCUAACUUCUAUUUCACUUUGGAAAGAUCUUUUUUAUAUUAUCAGGCGAGAUGAACGAUUUCACGCUAUGCUGGCCCAGCGCGGGUCUACACCUCUUGACUUGUUCAAAUUUUACGUUGAGAAAUUGAAGUGCCGCUUACCAUCGGAUAAAAAGAUUAUGAAGGAGAUUCUUAAAGAAAAAAACCACACAGUCGAAGUUUCUUCGGAUUUCGAGGAUUUCAAGAAAAUGGUGGCGUCGGAUGAGAGAGGUAGGCUUUUGGAUUUGGGUAACGUGCGUAUUAUCUUUGACGGUCUGAUGGAGAAGGCACGUAAUCGGGAACGCGAGCGUCAGCGCGAGGAGGCGCGCCGUAUGCACAAACUCGAACAGGCCUUCUUUGAGAUGCUCCGGCAGGCUGAUCCUCCUGUGGAGGCUACCACCACUUGGGAGGAAGUGUCCGAGCGAUUCUCCUCUCACGUCUCUUUUAAUGCAAUCACCCUUCAAUCUGAAAGGCUUCGUCUAUUCAAGGACUACUUGAUUCAACGAGAUGCAUUCAGUGGCCACGAUUCAAAGUCUAGCAAGUCUCAUAACGUCAGAUCGCGGUCCCAUGAGACGAAGAGGGCAGACGGCGGUGGUGGCAGCGAAGAGGAAGAGGGAAGGAACGAGCAACAGGGUGAAGGGGAUGAACACCACAAACUGGAGUCAGGAAAACGGUCAUCCCGGCGGCAUCGCAAGCGUAAGCACCAUCGUGAUUCAGACUCAGGUUCGCGCAAGAAGCACAAAAAGUCGAAGAAAUCCAGAAGCAAUCGGCAUGGGGGAGACGGUGCGAAUAGUGGUCAUAAGACCUCUAAACACGGCGGAAACGGGCGUGGCAAACGCAGUGCCAGUGUCUCCGGCGGCGACGAUGACCAAGAAGAUAGUGAUGGGGACGAGAGGUCCCCGGCGAAGCGUGCCGCGGUGGCGAGAGGUGAAGGGACAAUUGAGACUCCAGACGAUGCAGCGUCGGCGCGUCGUCGUAGGCGUCAGGCAACUCGUGAGGAUGGGGAGGCAGAGAGUUCGAGUGCCAGCAGCGACGACGCAGGCGCGCGCGACGACCACGCAUAUUGA
Messenger RNA from Echinococcus granulosus, 2337 nucleotides. RefSeq names its product Pre-mRNA-processing factor A. The transcript has 6 exons. Gene Ontology annotation, biological process: mRNA cis splicing, via spliceosome. Lineage: Eukaryota; Metazoa; Platyhelminthes; Cestoda; Cyclophyllidea; Taeniidae. Gene Ontology annotation, cellular component: U1 snRNP; U2-type prespliceosome. The coding region runs from base 1 to 2337 and encodes 778 amino acids. Gene Ontology annotation, molecular function: protein binding; RNA binding. The record is from RefSeq and is a predicted model, not a curated record.